GAUUCUUUCAGCCAUCAACUGAUUCUUACAGCCAUCAACUGAUUCUUUCAGCCAUCAACUGAUUCUUACAACCAUCAACUGAUUCUUUCAGCCAUCAACUGAUUCUUUCAGCCAUCAACUGAUUCUUUCAGCCAUCAACUGAUUCUUUCAGCCAUCAACUGAUUCUUUCAGCCAUCAACUGAUUCUUUCAGCCAUCAACUGAUUCUUUCAGCCAUCAACUGAUUCUUACAACCAUCAACUGAUUCUUUCAGCCAUCAACUGUGUCGUACAGCCAUCAACUGCGUCGUACAGAGAGAGAGAGAGAACAGUGUAGUCUGUCCUCUGAGCUCUCCUCUCCUCUCACAGUCCUGUUAAAGUAGUGGCUUGAUCCAGACAGCGGUGUAGUCUGUCCUCUGAGCUCUCCUCUCUCAGUCCUGUUAAAGUAGUGGCUUGAUCCAGACAGCAGUGUAGUCUGUCCCCUGAUCUCUCCUCUAGUCCCCCACUCUAGCUCCUGCUGCCAGGAUUACAGACCUCUGGGGAGCUGCUGCAACAUCCCAGGAGACAUCAAAACACCCUGACACCAUUCGCAACCUGCCGACCCACCCAUCGCUGCAGUGGACCGUCAACCUGCCGACCCACCCAUCGCUGCAGUGGACCGUCAACCUGCCGACCCACCCAUCGCUGCAGUGGACCGUCAACCUGCCGACCCACCCAUCGCUGCAGUGGACCGUCAACCUGCCGACCCACCCAUCGCUGCAGUGGACCGUCAACCUGCCGACCCACCCAUCGCUGCAGUGGACCGUCAACCUGCCGACCCACCCAUCGCUGCAGUGGACCGUCAACCUGCAGCAUAUCAGACCUAUGAAAAAUAAUUAAACCCCCCUUUCUGACCACCACACUUCAAACAAGCGUCCUAAAUGGCAACCUGUUCCCUAUAUAGUGCACUAUAAUUUAGUAUAUAGGGUGCCAUUUGGUAUGCACAUCACAUAUUAUUAUUAUUAUUAUGAAUGGGAGUAAUGGGUGGUUUUAUCUGAUUGUUGUGUACGUUUUGUGGCCUCUGAUUCAGCGAGUUUCCUAACUGCCGUUCCCUUUCCAAGAAGGACCGACAUGGGAAACCCAUGAUGAUGUCAAAGCGGAUCAAACCGGGAUUCCGCUCCCGUCCCCAGCGCGCUCUGCUCUGUUGCUCUACAGCAAUACUGAGGCAAAUAGAAAAUGCGGCAGGUGCCAUUUUCACACGCAUGGGUGUAGAAGUGAAGUACUAAUAGUUGAGGAAAUAUGGACGGUGUUAAUUUAGGUGUUUCAUCCACAAUACAGUACAAGCAAACGCAGCAUAUUUCCUUGUCAUAGCGAGGUCUCCCCUCAGCUGCUUAAUUCUCUGCCCUCCAGAUCCAGCUGCUCUCCUACUGAUGGGGCUCUGACAGGACAGACGGACCCAACGCGACCGCGACACAACCAUCCCUCCUAAAACGGAAUAUGCGUAAACGCACGGCACAUUUUGGGGAGAGACGCCGCACAGUCACAGCAAGCGACUAAUGAGACAAUAGCCUAUUUCUCACCAUCAACCUAAAAUACAUAUCGUGCUUCGUGGUCGGUCUGGAACGUUCCGGGGUUUCCUUUUCGAGAGCGUUCGUCCCCCCGGUGUGAUAUUUGACAGGUCUCUUUGUUGGGUGGAGUCAAGUCCGGAAUUCUCGAUAUUGGAAUCAUCACUGGCAUCAUUUCAGGUCGUCAUCAUGAAGGACAAUGUGGUCAACAACAGCACAGCCAGCAUCUCCCACGCCAGGAAAGCUGUGGAACAACUCAAGAUGGAGGCCUGUAUGGACAGGAUAAAGGUCUCCAAAGCAGCAGCGGACCUGAUGGCGUAUUGCGACGCCCACAUACGUGAGGACCCCCUCAUCGUGCCCGUGCCCGCCUCGGAGAACCCCUUCCGGGAGAAGAAGUUAUUCUGUACCAUCCUCUGAUGCCCAGUAGGGGGCAGACCAGCCUUAGGCCGGGCCCUGGUUCAGGCGUGGAAUAACGCCUGGCGUCUCCUCUUCUGUCUUCACCGUACCUGAAGCUAACAACACGCUGUGAACGUAACCAGGAAGUGACUGCCCUUUCAGCCUUGUAGUUUUUCAACUUUUAGAGAUUUUUUUUUUCUUUUUUCUAUAAUGGUCUUCAAGUGCAAAUAAAAAACAACAUGUGAAAAUGUUCUUCAUUAAAAAAAAGCUUCAUGAAAAGGCAUCUGAUAGAAGUAAAUUAAAUAAAACCCACAAACACGAAUAUAAUGACACAUAUCACAGAUGGGCACAGUAAAGUGGAAGUGAUAAUUCCUUUCACAGUGAACUAACUUUACUACCAACUGGCAUAACAUCUUACUGGCUACUGUUGAAUUGAGGUUGCCAGUUACACACUGUUGUUGUUGGUCAGCUCUGUCCCUAGAGGCUGAAGGGUUGGGUGGGUUAGAUACCUUUUACAUCUGGCAACCCUAGUGAGUUUAUUUGAGUGUAAAAGUCUGACUCCAUUUAUUUUGAGAACGUUUCCCUUUGGAAAAACGAUAUUCCAAAUAUAAAUACAUUAAAGUACAACAACAAAAAUGUUUAAAAGAAAAAUGUAGUGUUUUUGUUUUACACAAUUGCAAAAUUCAAGAUGGUCUAAUGCUGCACUCUGUUAUCAGCCUGUCCCCUUGCUUGAGGAAACAAUAGAGCAGUAAUUGAGGACAAAAGAGAGAGCCCCCUACUGUCAUAAGAAUAACUGAAGCACCUUUCGAGAUGUACCUUUUGUGAAGUAAAUCAUGUGAUAAAUGAGGUUCCAGGGUGGCUGGAGUGAGUCUUUAA
Messenger RNA from Oncorhynchus nerka (sockeye salmon), 2792 nucleotides. RefSeq names its product guanine nucleotide-binding protein G(I)/G(S)/G(O) subunit gamma-4. The coding region runs from base 1710 to 1937 and encodes 75 amino acids. Gene Ontology annotation, cellular component: heterotrimeric G-protein complex. The transcript has 4 exons. Lineage: Eukaryota; Metazoa; Chordata; Actinopteri; Salmoniformes; Salmonidae. Gene Ontology annotation, molecular function: G-protein beta-subunit binding. The record is from RefSeq and is a predicted model, not a curated record. Gene Ontology annotation, biological process: G protein-coupled receptor signaling pathway.